GUGUCGGCGGGAAUAAUCGCCGCGGCAAUGGCAGGAAUGCACGCCAGACUGUUCGUCGGCAGAAGUAUUAAUAUUUUUGGCAGAAAGGAAAUUUUCUAUGAUUUUGUCAAGUCAAUAGUAACCAGCUCUCGUAUAACAUCAGACAAAAAUGUGAAGAUGACUGGUCUGUCAAAGCAGUAUCUCUCAAUAAAGAACAAAUAUCCUGAAUUCAUUGUACUCUUUCAAGUUGGUGAUUUUUAUGAAAUCUACAGUAGUGAUGCUGUGAAAGUUGCAGAGAAAACAUCUCUACGAAUUUCAAGAAAUCCAAAUGUGAACAAAUUAAUGGCUGGCUUUCCUGUGAGGUCUUUGGACAGCUGGCUCUCAACUCUUGUUCAGCAAGGCUUUCAACUGGCAAUCUGUCCACAGUUUCCAGACAAGACACCAUCCACAUCUAAGCUACUUCAUCGUGAGGUUGUAAGACUUGUUACACCAGGAACACUGCUUGAUCCUCUCAAACCUGAUGCAAACUUCCUCAUGAGCAUUGCUUGUGGACCAGAUUCCUCACUUGGCUUUGCCUGGCUUGAUUUGUCAACUGGUGAGUUUCACCAUGGUGUCUCACAAGUAGAGAAUUUGGAAGAAGACUUGUCAAGAAUUAAUCCAGCAGAGAUUUUAAUGGCUGAAGAACAUCUGGAAAGUUUAGGUGCAAAGCACAAUCAUAAAACAGGGACAAAUAUAAAAAGGUCUACUUUAGAGAAUGUGAAAGAUUAUCACCUCACCAUUGUUCCUUCAGACUGGUUUACCGUGGAUUCAUUGCAUCAAGACAGUGCAUUGGCAAGAUUGUUAAAGUCUGUAAACUUUUCACAGUUUUCAUCCCUAGAGAUGGCUUCUGGAUCUGCUCUACUUAAGUUUGUAUCUUAUACUCAAAGAGACAUUGCUCCCCUUCUCAAUCAGCCAUCCAAGUUUUCACUUCAAACCCAUAUGGCAAUAGAUUCAAAUACAAGACGAGCUCUGGAACUAACCAAACCCUUGGUGGGUGCAGACUCAAAAGCUACACUCUUUGGAGUCAUGAAUAACACAGCAACUGCAUCAGGGCAAAGACUGCUUUAUUCUCGCCUUUGUGCACCCUCAAAUGAUGUUAAUGUGAUACAAAAAAGAUUGAUUGAGGUUGACUUCUUUUGUAUGAAUAGGCAUCUUGCCGAGGACAUUCAGAAGGCCUUGAAAUCAUGUCCAGAUGUAGAGCGUCAAAUGCAGAAGAUUGCCACAGGGGCUGCGAGUCUGAGUGACCUUCAUGCCAUAUACAGUGCAAUAGCUCUCUACAAAUAUAUUCUCUUGCUGCUCCACGAUACAUACUUUGAUGUUAACGUACGAGCCAUUGAGGAAUUGCUGAUGGAGGACUUCAGUUUGUUGGAUGAUUUGUACAAAGAGUUGGAUACAGCAGUUGGCAAAGUUGAAUCAGAACAUACCGUCAUGAAAGGCUACUCCAACAAGGCAGAUAAGAUAAAGGAGAAUCUGUACGAAAACGCCAAACAAGUUCAUGAGUUAAAAGAUGUUUACAGAGUGGGCCUGAAGAUUCCUCGUCUAACUAUCAGUAACCACAAGUCCUUUAUACGGGUCGUAGAAAUACCUUUGACAAAGAAAAACUCUCUAGAGGGGAAACAAGAUUUUGUUUUUCUGGAAAGUACCAAAGACAAAGCGCGCUAUAGCACCUUAAAACUACAAGAGCUGAAUGCGAAAUGGAAAGCUUUACAAGAAGAAAAUGAGACUAUUCAGCGGGAACUGUCUGAUGACCUUUCUCAUCAGGUGACUUCGCAUGCUGAAAGUCUGAAGAAAAUGGCUGUUGCGCUGGCUGAGUUGGAUGUGUCCUCUUCUCUGGCAGUUCUCGCUCUAAAAAGAGGUUAUGUCAAACCCAUCAUAGGAAAUCAAAAUGAAUUUCUUGUGAAAGGGGGUCGACAUCCUGUUGUUGACGUGCUUCAGCCUAACAGUUUUGUUUGUAAUGACUGUGACCUGAGCGAGAAGAACCUCUGGAUUAUCACAGGUCCGAAUAUGGGCGGUAAGAGUACAUUUCUUCGUCAAAACGCAUUGAUAGCCAUUCUCGCACAAGCGGGUUCCUUUGUUCCAGCACAGAGUGCGAAGAUAGGUGUUAUUGAUCGACUGUUCGCACGGAUCGGGGCCACUGACAAUCUAGCACAACAUCAAUCUACCUUUAUGACGGAGAUGCUGGAAACAGCUUUCAUCCUGGCUCAAGCCACCGAGAAGUCCUUAGUUGUUGUAGAUGAAGUUGGUCGUGGUACAUCAGUGCUGGAUGGUGUGUCAAUAGCGUGGGCUGUAGUUGAACAUCUCCACAGCUCCAUUAAGUGCAGAACACUGGCCUCAACUCAUUACUAUCAACUUGCCAAGCUGGCCCACACUUUGCCGCGUGUCGACUGUUACCACGUUACUGCCUUGCGCUCGAAAAAUGGGUUAAGUUUCACGUACAAAAUUAUGCGCGGAUGUGAUCGAAAAUCCUUUGGUAUCGAUGUAGCAAAACUUGCAGGGGUCCCUAUAACGGUUGAGGCUCGUGCGAGGGAAAUUCUCCAGGUUUUUGAGGACAAAGGAAACAGUUUUGAGGUUACUUUGGAGGAGGACAAACUAGUUCCAGAGUCUCAGGCAGCACAAAAAGGCAAAGAACACUCAAAUACAUCUUCUUUAAUCCCAGCGAACGAUUCGCAAGUUGAAAGUGAACUCACCAAAGCGCUUCUGGUGCUUAAUCCAGAGUUACUCACACCAAAGCAAGCUUUAGAGAUAAUUUAUGACCUACAGUCGAAAGCACGGUGUAAAUCCUCCUGAAAGAAUUACUAGUUAUUCUAACUACGUGUUACUUCUGUUACGAAGGGAUACCGCAAAACCUUCGAGUACGUCUGGGGAAGACGAAGGGUAGUGAAAUACAUUGCUUCGCCAUGCCGAGGAGAAUGCAGCUGCAGUCGGGCUCUGGAGUCCUUGUGACAUCGCGAUCCCUAAACCGGAAAUGAGAAUGAGAGCCAAAGCGGCAAGGAAUUCUUUUAUCUGCCUCCUCGUAUACUUAGGAGGUCUUAGACGACACUUUACAAUUGACUUCUGUGACACUGUAUUCAUGUUUUGGGUUUGCAACUUAUGUUAUUCAGAUAUUUUAAUUUUUUUCUCUCUUUGAGAACUUAGUUGUAGUAGUUAUGUUCAGGUGGACUUUGAGAAAUGAAACUUGCAAACAGUUGGCCCACAAAAUUCUACAGCAACAUUAAUAUUGCAGGACCUCUCGGGUUUCCAGUCAACUCGCCACGACUGAGAGUCAGAUCGCUACCGUUGGCGAAUUGACCCGUUGACGAUCAUCGUUGAAGGCUCUUUCUCUGGAUUUCUACAAGACGUUUUGAUUAAGGAGCACACCUCUCUAGGUAUUUCCUGAAACGGCGAACGAAAGUUUGGUUAUUAAAUUGCCGUAAGUCAGUGGUGACAAUCGAUGAGUUAACAAGUGCUCAAAUUUCCAAAAAUAAGCUUCGUAUUCGCUUUACACUUUCUUUAGGUUCAGUGCCCCGCGAGCAGAGGUCCCUUCGAUCUUCCUAGAAAUGUCGUGAAGAUUUCAAGGAAGAUCGAAGGGCCUUCUGCUCGCAGGGUAUAGGUUUAGUAACUUGACAGUCUUAUGAAAACUGCGUUCCGCAGAGCCCAGAAAUAAAUCAUUUAAGAUAAUACUUCAUUCUGAACGAUAUAAAUCGAAUAAUGAAUGUGGCUGUCGAAGGGAGCAUCCCAGACAUGGAUCAUGUUUACAUUAGGUACUGUCGGCCGACUUCUUUCUUUUGAGUGUUUAGCUAUCGGCUGCUAGUGUCAAAGUGUCGGCCGAUACGCGACCGGCACUCGAUCAAUACGUCGACCGACAGUAAACAUGAUCUCCUGACAUUCUCUUAGUUACUCUAACGAAUUCAAAAUUUGACUCGCUUGCCUAUCAGGAACCACUAGAGGACGACCAAGCGGCUUUUCUCCAAAAUCUUGAGCACAUUCUUAAUUUCGCAUCAUCAGAACCAAAAAUAAAUAAACUUCAAAAUCCAAAGUUUCAUUUAAUAUCAGUUUCAUUAGAUUUGAUCACGAACUGCAUUCAUAAGAACGAAACUCUUGUUGUCACGUUGAUUAUUCUUUGUUCUCAAAACAAUGAAAGGAGGCCAAGUCCAUUUCUGUUAACUCCGCUGUAUUUGUACGCACUCUUGAUGUCGCAUUAUACUACUACAUCUUAGCCUUCGAUUGAUGUAAGUUUUACAAGAUUUCAUAACCGUUAGAAAAUCACCCGACGAAAAUCACUGUGUUUCGCUGUACGUUAACUGAUCAUAAUCUUCGUGAAAUCAUAUUUUAUUUCAUUUAACGGUUAACGUUCCCUUUUUGAGUCCUCGAUUUUACCACACCUUAGCUUUUAUUUGAUGUAAGUUUCCUACGAAAGGCUACUAUAUCGGUCAAUUCGCCGACACACACUCGCCACCUAAGAGUUAAAUCGCCAAAUGGCCAUUGACUCUCAGUGGAGGUGAAUUGACCGUAAACCCAGGCAACACAAAACGUCCGAGUUAUAUCGCCACCGGUGGCGAUUUGAAUUUCAAUAGUGGCGAGUUGACCUGACACCACUUGAGGCUGUCGCUUCAGCUGCACCACUCUCAUCGAGACAAUCAGACCACGCAAUACCCAUUACUGAUUUCAAAUAAUCUACUUUACACAGCAUAACCUACUGAGUUUUACUUAAAAUGCAAUUAUACAGCUACAGUUUCAGUUUACAUCCAUAUACCGGUAAGUGUACGAAAAACUGACUGACGAUCUCUCAAACUAUACACACGCCUGAAAUAAAUACACAAUAUAUUUAUGUAUAUUUGGAAGUUCAACGGUAGACCGUACAAUAAAUAACACCUUAUACGUUCAAUGCGUCAACUGAUUAACCACAUUCAGGCAAAGAAAAUCGAAAAAGCGUUUAACAUACGUACGAAAUUGGUACCUAUUUACUUGAUAUAUGAAAAAGCUUGAUGCAUUGAGAAGUUAGCUGUCACAUCUUCACUGGUUCACCUAACUGAAUUCUCCUAUUCACUGCACUGAGACAAAAAUUUGACUUGGGCCAACCUCAACUGGCAGAGCUCUUAUCUUUUAAAUAAAGUGUGCCUGAAGGCCAAAUGCUCCACAGUAUGAUUGUUUUUAUGGUGGAGUAAUAUCUACAACCUACAAUCCAAUAAAACUGCGACAUUUUUAACAUUUUGUAAAUUUUGGUUUCGCUAUAUAUAGGUGUGCCACGGGUCAUAUUGAGGCUUUGGAUCACUUUGGACUGACUAACUGAAUUACUAAAUUGAUCGCAGUACUGUUGUUUCUCACAGUUUUAUAAAAGUUGUGCGAGAAUAAAAAAAAAAAGCCACCAGUAACUAUAAGGUAUUUAUAUCAUACAUUUAUUUAAUUAAUCUAUUCAACGGGCAUAUACUUAUAAUCAUGGUUAAAAAA
Messenger RNA from Stylophora pistillata, 5445 nucleotides. RefSeq lists its product as uncharacterized. The record is from RefSeq and is a predicted model, not a curated record. Gene Ontology annotation, molecular function: ATP binding; mismatched DNA binding; ATP-dependent DNA damage sensor activity. NCBI's taxonomy places the organism in Eukaryota, Metazoa, Cnidaria, Anthozoa, Scleractinia, Pocilloporidae. Gene Ontology annotation, cellular component: mitochondrion; nucleus. Gene Ontology annotation, biological process: mitochondrial DNA repair; mismatch repair.